AUGUCGUCUCAUCUUGAUAAAGAAAUUUUAAAUCUAUCAUUGGAAGAAGAGGACGAUGUUCCGUUCAUCCUCUCGGACAUGCCGGAAUACUAUUCUACAGCAAGGAACUCGCUGAGCUUGGUGGGAAGGCUCCUUAAUCCGUCUUGUCAGAGGAUGUAUGAUUUGAUUCUCGAGAUGCCUAUGAAGUGGCAACUAUACGACAGAGUCAGGGGUGUGGCCCUCUCUAAGGACAGAUUCCAGUUCAUUUUCAAAUAUGAACAUGAUCUUCUUGAUAUCCUCAACAGAGGCGUCCAUACGUUUCGGUUAUGGCCGAUUGUUUUGGAGAGAUGGGUGGAAACACCUCCAGAAGAUUAUCUCCAAUACUUUAUGGUGUGGGUUCAGAUGAGGAACAUCCCAAUCAAUCACUAUACUUUCAAAGCUCUGUGGUCCCUUGGAGACUUUGCAGGCCAGAUGGUGGAAUUGGCUUUCGAUCCAGAUAAACCUCAAACCAAAGACUACAUCAUGGUUUUUGUCAGGUUUAAUGUUGCAAAACCUCUCAGGAGAUCAAAAAAGGUGACGUUUCCUGGUGGUGAGGUGGUCAACAUUCUGUACGACUAUGAAAGACUUCAGAAAAGGUGUUAUACUUGUCAAAGACUCACUCAUGAGCAAAGCCAAUGCCCUUUUUUCAAAAAGGAGCAGGUGGAUCCGAUUAAAGCAGUAGAGUCUUCUUCAGCUGGAAAUAAAGGAACUGGCUUCUCGGAUUGUCUUCCUACUUCUGACCCUCUGUUUGGUCUCAUCCCUGAAGACCUUGUAGGAUUGGAUCCUAUUUCAGGAAAGCCUAAGAUUGCGCAGGAAAUUCUUGAUGAUAUGUGUAUGUACCUCAUGGUUGCGGAUGGUCCUGAAAAAAAAGCUAGAGCUGAAAGAGUGAGGAAAUCACUAGAAGAGUUAAAGAAAGACCCGAUUGGGAGAAAGACUUGCCUGAUGUUAGAACCAUCUCCUUCGAUAACUAAUGAUGUAGAAAAAGGAAAAGGAAUUGUUUAUGACUUCAGUGUUCAGAUGAAACCAAACUCAAAUCCAGUGAAGUUGAUGGCAUCGGCGAUAGCUGCAGGGUCAAGGGUCUUACAAUCAGGAAAAGUGGCUUCUGAUUUGCCAAUUCUUAAUGCUCAAAUAGUGCCGUUUCGUUCUUCUUUCUCUCAGGUGGUUUCGACGGGUUUUAGUACGGGUUUCUCAGAACCAAGUACGUCUGGGACUCCCUUGAAGAAAUCUAGACCUCGAAGAAGGCCGGGUACUUUUAAUCGAAAGGGCAAUGGUAAAGCUACCAUGAUUCCAGAUAAAGAUUCUGGAGUGCAAAUUGGAGAAGGUGUAGUGUCAGAUGCGAAAAGGAAGGCGCAGGAUGAUGUUGAGCCAUCUCAAAGCUCUGCAAGGUUUAAGAAACCAUUGGUGGUCCCAAAUGAGGGACCGCCCAAUAUCUAA
Molecule: messenger RNA, 1452 nt
Organism: Brassica oleracea var. oleracea
Lineage: Eukaryota; Viridiplantae; Streptophyta; Magnoliopsida; Brassicales; Brassicaceae
Exons: 1
Coding region: 1-1452 (483 amino acids)
Source: RefSeq, a predicted model, not a curated record